This is a messenger RNA of Formica exsecta, 2692 nucleotides long. RefSeq lists its product as uncharacterized. Bases 320 to 2560 code for a protein of 746 amino acids. The record is from RefSeq and is a predicted model, not a curated record. Lineage: Eukaryota; Metazoa; Arthropoda; Insecta; Hymenoptera; Formicidae. Gene Ontology annotation, cellular component: plasma membrane. Gene Ontology annotation, molecular function: protein binding. The transcript is spliced from 9 exons.
ACGCGACACGCGACGUCGGUCAGUUGCGUAGAGAGGAGUGACGCGCGCGUCGGUUUGUCACGCGAGUGCGAACGUUCUCGCCGGUCAAAGUUAUAUCGCUUGUUAUUAUCGAGCGAAAUUCGUUUCGUCAAGAUGUGAUCGGAUGAUACGCUCGGCGAUUUCUCGCUCGUUUGGGACGCUCGCUCUCGAGAGGAAUCUAUCCGUCUCGCUCUCUCUGUCCUGCUCCCCCGGAGGUAAAGGCAAGAAGCACCGGUAGCGAAUUUCGCGCUUCACGGAAGAUUCGCGUCGACGGCGAACAUGAUAUUUUCGUGAGGAGUCGAUGCUUCAGAUGGAGAACCAAGGUUACGAGGGGGAAUCGCGCGCAGAAGAGCAAUCCACAUUCGAGUCUCAUUAUUGCGAUCGGCAGCCUCAUGAUACGAUCGAUCGAAGUGAUCCUCUCGUUGCAAGGACAUUGCAUGCCGAGAAUCACAUGUACGAGGACAUCUCCACCGAUACGGUGGCCGCUUCCAAAUUUUCCGAGCGGAUAUCGUUUGUGGACGAGAUUCGCGAGACCGAGAAUCGCCAAUCGGCCGAUCACGCCAGGCAAGCCUGGGUCAAUGAAUCACCGUCGAUAGCGGCUACCGCGAUUCUCGACAGAUCCGUUCAACAGAAUUUGACUUUAGCCUCCUCGGCUGAGAUCAGUGCCAAUCACGACAGCGGGACCUCCUCGUCGCGAGCGGUGUCCGGAACGAACGAAAAUGACCUCAAGGGAGCCUCCAGGAAUCCUCGCGAGCUUCCACGAUCCCUUCCUGAUGAAAACAUCCUCGAAAGCGUGUCCUCGUCACCACGGGAGAAGGAUUCAUCGCGAGAUGUGCCAGUGCAGCCUGAUCGGCGAACGAACCGCAGACGCAGGAAGAAGGAUUGCAAACAUUGCAGAAGCAAAUUGGCUGUCGCGAGCUCCUGCGAGAAGCUGAACGAGUUGGCCGGUAGCGAGGACACGAUCUUAAGAGAGAACGAGAUUAAUCAUCGAAACAAGGAUCCGGAUUUUACGUCUAGCCUUCUGUUUCGGGAUUCACGGGUUUCCGAUUCACUGCUGAGAUCGCAAAACAUGAAGAUCUACCCGAUCGUGAAAAGAACGAGUCUCGAGGAUAUCGGCACCAAGAGUCCCCCGAUUGCAUUUCUUGAUAGUGAAUUGCACUCCGCGUCUAGGUUCUUGGUGAACGACAGGAUGUUGGGCCAGGUGACGGAGAAUAAUCAGAAUAAGAUACUGGGAGAAUCAAAGAAUUGGACUGAUAUGAGAAUUAAUUCCAUCUACUCGCAGGAACGCUGGUACGGCAAGGAGUCACCGAUAUUCUACACCGAUGUCAAAGAUCAGAAUCCUUUUCAGAGGGCCUAUUCCCUGCCAGCGCGGACGCACACACCAACCUCGCAGAAUCGCGUUAAUCUACGUCGAAGCGUCAGAAACGAUCCGCCACCGCAUCCGGCGCGUCUCGACAAACAUCGCCGUGGCUGGACGCUACACCUGGCUCGUCCCCUGAAGGCAUCCGGAUGCUCCAGCGCACUCGUACCCCUGCUGAUCGUCCUGCUGAUCUUGCUAGGAGUCGCAGGGGUCGCAAUGUACAUCGUUUUCGAGCCAGAAAAACUCCAGAUCAUUCAGCAGUACCUGAAAUCGUCGACGGGCAAGUUGACGGAGCAGAACGUUACAUCCGGCGAACCGAUCACAUCCGUGAUUCCGAACGACGGGCCUGAUCUGAUCUCAACGACCAGGACGACGAUGACGAUGAGUGUCGACGCGUUUACCAUGGCCGCCUUUUUAAACGGCGACGCGUCGUCAUUUCCGGAGAGCGUUUCACCGUCGACGGGAGUGGAAACGGAAGCCGCGAGUCGGAACGCUAAUGCGACGAGAUAUUGCGACGAUUGCCUUGAAGGUGAGGAGGUAUGCGUCGCCCUUGUCGACGAGGAGGUGCCAAUAUGUAGAAGCCCCUACGAUCGGGAAGAUCCCACCGGAUGCGCCGGUUUUUGUAUCAUCAAUAAGCAGAAGUGCCAUCGUCUCGAUAUAGACGCCUUCAGAUGUGUGGAGAUUGAGCACUAUUGCCUGGACGAUGAAUGGACUUGUUCCAACACAUUGUGCAUCCCAUUGAACAAGCGCUGCGACGGGCACAUGAACUGUUACGAUCAUUCGGACGAGUAUGAUUGUGUCUGCAAUCUGGAGACGCAUUUUCAGUGCGGUAACGAGACCUCCUGCCUUCCGUUGGAAAGGAGAUGCGACGGAAAGAUAGAUUGUUGGGACGCAACCGACGAGAUUAAUUGCACGUUAGGUCGUAAUAUCGGUCGGUCUUGCCCCUUGGACAACGAAUUUACUUGCAGUAAUGGGGAAUGCAUAUUAAAAGCUCGUUUUUGCGACGGACUAUCGGACUGUAGCGAUGGAUCGGACGAGCCUCACGGGUGCCAAGGACGAUGCAAUAAACACGAAUUUACAUGCCAAAACGGCAGAUGUAUUACAAAGGGAAUGAAAUGUAACGGGGUUGACGAUUGCGGAGAUGGCACGGAUGAGAGACACUGUAAGGAUCGGUUCACUUAGUAUUCGCACGUGAAGGAACAAGAUAUUGCCAAUCAGAAAAAAUCAAAUACAGUAUUUUAUACAGAGAUAAAUAUAUGUAAUGUGUAUAUAGUGUGUUAUAUAGAUAAAAAUAUAACUAUAUAUAUAUUGAAA